Messenger RNA from Gaeumannomyces tritici R3-111a-1, 238 nucleotides. RefSeq lists its product as hypothetical. NCBI's taxonomy places the organism in Eukaryota, Fungi, Ascomycota, Sordariomycetes, Magnaporthales, Magnaporthaceae. The record is from RefSeq and is a predicted model, not a curated record. The transcript has a single exon. Bases 1 to 183 code for a protein of 60 amino acids.
AUGAUACCGCUGGCGUCUCUGCUGGGGCUGGUCCCCUACAUCUGGGCCGACCUGCUCCACGGAUCGCUCGCGGCUCAGGAGCCUCUAGGCAGGGUAGAGUUCGGAGCCGUGAACGAAAUACCUGGAGGGGUAGGACUAUCCGCUCUAGACAACCUUUUGGACGCUCGACUUCCUGGACGCUAACGCCAUGCCUAACUCGGCUCCUCCGCUCCCAGAUGCAAGGAAAGAAGCUCACAUU